GGGACACGGACGGCAUUGCAGCACGAGACAACCUAUUCCGGUGGUAUCCCUCCUCACUUGACCGGCCAUGAUGUUGAGUGCCGUAUCGAAGGCCGCCUCUGGGGCUCUCAGGGUUGUAAAACCCGUCCUUCUGCAAACCGAAGCCGCCAAAGUUGCUGGGGCAGUUUCAGUUAACAAUCGACAAUAUGCAAAAGCAGCGGCAUCCUCCAAGGCCGGCGGUUCUUCUGGCAAAGUCGUGGCUAUCAUCGGUGCUGUCGUUGACGUACAGUUCGAAGACGAUCUACCGCCGAUUCUUAAUGCUCUCGAAGUACAAAACCGCUCUCCCAGGCUAGUUUUGGAAGUUGCCCAGCAUCUGGGAGAGAACACCGUUCGUACAAUUGCCAUGGACGGUACCGAAGGUUUGGUCCGUGGACAGGCAGUGUUGGAUUCCGGAUACCCCAUCCGUAUUCCGGUUGGUGCAGAGACUCUGGGACGUAUUAUCAACGUGAUCGGCGAACCGAUCGACGAGCGUGGUCCCAUUCCGACCGACAAGCGUGCCGCCAUUCACGCCGAAGCACCGGAAUUCGUAGAGAUGUCCGUAGAACAGGAGAUUCUCGUAACCGGAAUCAAAGUCGUCGAUCUUUUAGCGCCGUAUGCCAAGGGAGGAAAAAUUGGUCUCUUCGGUGGUGCUGGAGUGGGCAAGACUGUAUUGAUUAUGGAGUUGAUCAACAACGUAGCCAAGGCCCACGGCGGUUACUCGGUUUUUGCCGGCGUCGGCGAACGUACCCGAGAGGGUAACGAUCUCUACCACGAGAUGAUCGAGUCCGGUGUCAUUUCGCUCAAGGACAAAACCUCGAAGGUAGCUCUUGUUUACGGACAGAUGAACGAGCCCCCCGGCGCUCGUGCCCGAGUCGCGUUGACCGGUUUGACCGUAGCUGAAUAUUUCCGUGAUCAAGAAGGACAGGACGUGCUUCUCUUCAUCGACAACAUUUUCAGGUUUACUCAGGCCGGUUCUGAGGUAUCCGCUCUGUUGGGUCGUAUUCCAUCCGCUGUAGGUUACCAACCAACCUUGGCAACUGACAUGGGUACCAUGCAGGAACGUAUUACCACUACGACGAAGGGAUCCAUUACUUCCGUGCAGGCUAUUUACGUGCCAGCUGACGAUUUAACCGAUCCUGCGCCAGCCACAACCUUCGCUCACUUGGACGCCACUACCGUCCUUUCUCGCGCCAUUGCUGAGCUCGGUAUAUAUCCUGCUGUCGAUCCUCUGGAUUCCACCUCUCGUAUCAUGGACCCUAAUAUCAUCGGUGCGGAGCACUACAACAUUGCGCGUAACGUCCAGAAAAUCCUCCAGGACUACAAGUCCCUUCAAGAUAUUAUCGCCAUCCUGGGUAUGGACGAGUUGUCGGAAGAAGACAAACUCACCGUCGCCCGAGCCAGAAAAAUUCAGAGAUUCCUUUCUCAACCUUUCCAGGUUGCCGAAGUCUUCACCGGACACGCUGGAAAACUCGUGCCUUUGGCUGAGACAAUCAAGGGUUUCCAAAAGAUUUUGGCCGGAGAAUACGACCAUCUACCAGAGGUUGCGUUUUACAUGGUAGGACCGAUAGAAGAAGUAGUGGCAAAAGCUGAAACACUGGCCAAGUCAUAGGUCCCGAUAGUCACACGUCGAUCUUUAAACUCGAUGCCCCGCAGGGAAUCAUUCAACGUUCCAUCGUCGUCACCCGACUAAAGAAAUGUAACACACGCUAACUCGAACAUUCGAAUUUUCAAUUGCUUCAAUCGAUUAAUCAGUAGUCAGGAAAAUCGUUUCGAUAAGAUAGAUAGCUUGAUAAAAUAUUCAAAUUCAAAAAAUUUAUACUACCUAAUUGUUGAAAAGAUUGGAAUAUCGAGUUGACAAACAAUAGAAAAGAGGAAUGAUUAUCCUUCGUUGACUUCACUUGACACGAGCGACGAAAGGAGUGAGAACCUACUCGACUAUUUUAUCGUACAACCUGUUCAAUGUUAUCCGAUAUAGAAUACAGUCUGAAGUUGUGUUACACUGUAAUUAUCGCAGAAUAUGUAUAUUAGUUGAGAAGAGAAAAUUCCAUAAAAAUUUACAAAAAUA
Molecule: messenger RNA, 2083 nt
Organism: Athalia rosae (coleseed sawfly)
Lineage: Eukaryota; Metazoa; Arthropoda; Insecta; Hymenoptera; Athaliidae
Gene: ATPsynbeta
Product: ATP synthase subunit beta, mitochondrial
Exons: 7
Coding region: 68-1627 (519 amino acids)
Biological process (GO): proton motive force-driven mitochondrial ATP synthesis; proton transmembrane transport
Molecular function (GO): proton-transporting ATP synthase activity, rotational mechanism; ATP hydrolysis activity; ATP binding
Source: RefSeq, a predicted model, not a curated record